CUAAUCAUCCCCAAUAUAAUGGCAUACAUUCACGAAGUUUGUAUGAUCAUAUUGUUUUAUGGUCUAACAAUCUUACCAACUUGGGUAGUUGGAAAACAAGUAGUACCAUGUUAUUUCAUUUUUGGAGACUCUUUAAUUGACAACGGAAACAACAACAAAUUAGUUACUUUUGCCAAAGCUAUUUAUCUUCCUCACGGUAUUGAUUACAGCUCCGGACCAACCGGAAGGUUUUGUAACGGCCGGACUUAUGCUGAUUUUAUCGCUGAAAAUUUGGGAUUUACUAGUCGGAUUCCCCCAUUUGCGUUUCCAAAUGGAUCCGAUAUACUACUUGGACUAAAUUAUGCCUCGGCUGCAGCAGGCAUUCGUGACGAGACUGGACAACAUCUGGGAGAUCGGAUAACCUUUAAUCAACAACUGAUAAAUCACCAAAUGACAAUGUCUAGUAUCAGAAAAAUUCUCGGAGGGCCUGAUUUGGCAUCAAGACAUCUAAAUAAGUGCAUAUAUAGUGUCGGAUUUGGCAGUAACGAUUACCUUAACAACUAUUAUAUACCAGCAGUAUACGAAACCAGCAACUUGUUUACGCUUGAAGAAUUCACGGACGCCCUUAUUCAACAAUAUAGAAGCCAGAUUUUGACAUUGUACAACUACGGAGCAAGGAAGUUUGUUAUGCACGGUUUGGGUCCGGUCGGUUGUACCCCAUACGAAAUGGCGCGUCACUCUGAGAAUGACACUUGUGUUGAAUACAUUGAUAUAGGAAUUCGACUAUUCAAUCGCAAUCUCAUAUCACUAGUUUAUGAUCUUAACAAUGACAUGAGGCUACAAGAUGCGAAAUUUAUCUAUUUAAACUUCUACGAUAUGAGCAUGGAAGCCAUCCAUCAGCCUUCACAUUUUGGAUUUAAAGUGGUGAAUAGUGCAUGUUGUGGAACGGGUGUGGACAAUGGAGGUCUCUCAUGUCUACCAUUUGAAGUACCAUGUCUUAAUAGGAAUGAAUAUUUCUUUUGGGAUGCAUAUCAUUCUACAGAAGCUGCUAACAAGAUAGCUGCCACAAGAACAUAUCUAUCAACUAAUCCCUCUGAUGUUUUUCCCAUAGACAUUUAUCACUUGGCUCAACUAUAGUUGUG
This is a messenger RNA of Erigeron canadensis, 1121 nucleotides long. Its product is annotated as GDSL esterase/lipase At1g29660-like. Gene Ontology annotation, molecular function: hydrolase activity, acting on ester bonds. The transcript is spliced from 5 exons. The coding region runs from base 19 to 1116 and encodes 365 amino acids. The record is from RefSeq and is a predicted model, not a curated record. Lineage: Eukaryota; Viridiplantae; Streptophyta; Magnoliopsida; Asterales; Asteraceae.